AUGACCACGGCGGGGGAAACAUCAUCGUCUGCACCAACCUUCGACGCGCUAUUCAACGCGCCUGACACCGAGCUGGUCCUACGCUCCUCGGACGGUGUCGAUUUUGCCGUGCACAAGCUUAUACUUCAGCUGGCUUCUCCUGUAUUCCGCGACAUGCUCUCUCUUCCCCAGCCGUCUACACCCGCGUCGUCGCGCCCCGUGAUCUCGAUGGUGGAGAACGCGCCCUCGCUACGACUUCUAUUGCAUUUCAUCUACCCGCGCACCUUCUGUGAAGCGCUUCCACUAUCAAGUAUAGCGGACGUCAAGCGCGCAGCCGCUCUCGCUGGCAAAUACGAUAUCCAGUUCAUGCGUGAAGCCGCGGAGAUGGCUCUUGUGCUCCUUGCGGAUGACCUACCAGACAUUGCAUAUGCGGUAGCAUGGAGAUACGAGCUUCCCAUAGCACUGCAUGCAGCCGCGCAGCGCCAUCUCGGGCCUUUCCGUGCCGCCCCUCUCGACGCGCCUGAAUUCGACGAGGCGCCUGCUUCGGCCUUCAAGCGACUGGAACACUUCAGCAACACCGCACGUAAACGAGUCGAGGGCUUGCUGUUGGCCGUGAAUGAUCCGCAGGAGGCCUUUUGCUGGAUCAAGCUCACAAGCCCAACUCGUCUGACCAAGGCCGUCACCGACGAUCCCUCCUGCAUGUGUGGGCGGAAGCGUGUGUAUUUCAAGGGCGCGAUAUUCGGGCCCGGUGCACCCUCGAAGCAGUCUGUGCCUAUCUGGUGGUGGAGAUGUGUUCAUGCCACUGUUCGCAUCAUAGCCCAGCAGCGAUAUCUGUUAUCUAUAGACGAUCCCUUCGAUACAGCAGUCACAAUCGCACAAGAGCAAGUCUUGCAAUGCCCUCAAUGUAGACUGAAAAACCUGUCCGUCAUAUUCGAAGCGACGAGGUACUGCCUUCGUGCCGAGAUCAAGAGGCGGAUCAACGAGGUUCAAGUCGAUGCGCCGUUCAUUCGCAAGUCUGCCUGA
Peniophora sp. CBMAI 1063 is the source of this 1002-nucleotide messenger RNA. The record is from the annotation of a GenBank genome assembly. NCBI's taxonomy places the organism in Eukaryota, Fungi, Basidiomycota, Agaricomycetes, Russulales, Peniophoraceae.